GUUUGCACACAACAUAAAGUCGCACUGCAUUCUUCUCAUAGACAGUGGCAAAAAUUUCCCGAAGAAAUGGAAAUUACAAAGGCUACCAUCGGUUCUGAUCCGUGGAAAAAUGCAAGUAUAAGAAACAUAAGACUUUCUCAGACAGUUCUCAACCGUAGCGACAAAGCAUGUGAGCUGGGACAGCAGUUGGACCCCUUGCCAUCGCUAAGAGACACUAGUAUACAACAGAGCAAUGCCAGAAUACAUGCCUACGUUCGGGCGACAAGGGCUGUCUUAGUGAAGCUCCGAGAAAGUUUGUUAGACACGAAUGAAGAGAUAAAAUCUCUGUUGAGAGGGAAGGAGGAUUUAGAAAAGACUCUGGAGCAUAUUCGUAAAGAUGUUAUCUUAAACACACGAUCUACGAUGCAACGGCAAACGAGACCGCCACGAGAAAAGGUAACAUGAGGUUGUUAUUGCUCUGCAAUAUUUUAUUUUCAUCCGUGCGCGUUCGCAAUCAUUAGUUCGAAAAUCCCGUUUUGAGAUACUAAGGAAUGUCAUACACUUAAGGAAGAUUAAAUUGAGCUGUAUCGUGAUCUGCAUAAGUUCAAUAUAUUACUCAUUUCCCUAAUUGAUGUCCUUCUCGUCCCGUUGUUCUGUUGUAAGUAAUACUUUGAGAUGAUUCAAAGUUGAUAUUCAACCUAAGUAUUGCUCUCCGCUGAAAGCUGAUAGCUCAACAAAGCGAUGUCGUUUUCUUAAUGAAAUUUUUGAAUAGUCAGAAAAGUUUUUGUUUCAGACACGGUCAGUUGCUAAUGAGAGAAGAAAAUUUCUGGAUGCCCUUUCCGCUAAUGAUGACUGUUCAGCCAUCAUUAAAUUUUUUUUUCAAUGUGGACGGAUUUUGAAAACAGAAAAAUGUGUUUUCGUUCAAUCAGCACAUUGAGUCGACAAUCAAAAGUGUUGAAUCUGAAAUAUUUGUCUUUGUUGAUGAAAUGCAGCUGUAACCAUGCAAAACAAAUCGGUAAUGAUUAUUUAUUUACAUGUUCAUAUACACAGAGUUGACACGAGGGUGUCACUGUAACAUUUUAAGCAUGAGGGGAUUGUGUAAAUGAUACUUUUUUAAACAUUUCUUGAACCCAGCAGGUGAUAAUACCGUGAAAAAAUAUAUUCUGAGAGAUGUCAAUUGCUUUGUCACAAGGUGUUUAAAAAACAUUGUUUACAUUGUUGUAGUCAGUAAGAUUUUUCAGAGGGAUAGCUUUUAUGCUGAGGUGACUACCUAAACUGGCAAUAACCUAAUUAUAGACUCAGAAGGGUUGAGUUCUCAGCUUCUAAAAAGAAAUUACACUGAAUGUGUAGUUAUAAGUGUACUUACAAUGGAACGAACAAAUGUAAAUAAGUAUUUGUCUUUAUUAAAGUUUUUAAUUUUUCUCCUUUAAUAUUUUUUUUUAUUGGUUUUUCUAAUCAAAUGAUGACAUUUUUCUGUCAUGAAAGGACCUUGAUGGAGCAGAUGACCUCCUUGGAGCCGAGCGUAAGCAUUUACUGAAGCUUAAGCGAAUUCUGGAGGCUCAGCUUCGCUCUGUUCAGAAACAGCUUCAAGUGCUUGAUGGAGCAAGGAAAAGGCUCACUGCCUCCUUACAAGAGAGGUCAAGGGUACUGGACCUUAUAUGCCACGCUGUAUCUGCAGUCCGUGGUGCUGGCAUUAAGGAUCAAGCAGAGAAGCCUGUCACACCACCUGUGGAACCACUGGGUCCUUACACUCCUGAAUGUGCAAGGGUGAUUUCAACAGCGGCAGAGGCACGGCAGAGAUCUACUAAUUUGCGUAAGGAAGUUGCGGAAGCCAUUGAACAGACAGUUAAGCUACAGAAGGCAGCUCAUCAAUCUGUGAAUGACGGAUUGACUCAGAAAGUUGCUGAGACAGUCACCAUGAAGGUUGGUUUUGUUAAAAAAAAAUACAUGUACAUGAGCAACUGGGGUUAAAAUUCAUAAUUACAUAAAAAGUAUUCACUGGUUAACAGCCGGCCCUCUCAGUCUUAAAAGUUGGUUAAAUUAGAAAGUGUUUUUCUGUGAGGAAAUGAGAAUAUAUCCAGAAUCUUGACAUGCAUAUAAGGUACUUGAAUAUCUCAACAGCUAGCAUUUGCCCAAUAACCAUAUAAACAGACAAUAAUUAGAUGUUAUUAACUCUUUGAGCAAAAAGUUUCAAUCAGAGAAUGCUGCUUAAUGUAAAAAUUUGAAUUGUUAAUGGUACAACUUAUUAUGCCCUUUAACUCCCAUGAGUGACCAAGACAUAAUUUCUCCUCACAAUAUCAACCAAAAAAGUGAUGAGAAUAAAAAAAAUAUCAAUUUGAGGAUAAUUAAUUGAUCCAAUACUAAAUUAUCUGAACUAACAUUAUGAGAAUUGUAUGGUUGAUUGUAAGGAGAAUAACCAAUUUUAUUUGGGAGUUAAAGGGUUAAUUUAAGUUAACAUACAAUUCCAAGAACCUUUACUAUUUGUUUAAUUUAGGAUCUAAAAUACUAUGGAAACGUUUUGGUUUGUAUUUUACCCUCUGGUGACCAUAGCUGGCCCAAAAUAUUUUUGACAACAUAUUUAUCCUUUUUUUUGUGACAACAGCAACAUCUUUUGGUUGGUGCCGGUGAAACUCAAAUGGCCAUUCAUCGAAGUCAACGCUGGUAUGAUGCCACAGAAAUGGCUCUUGGAUAUACACUGGUAUGUAGAUUUAAUAAUUAAGCUAAACCUUUAAGGAACUAGUGCAUUGUGCUUUUAACUAACAACAGCUAGACCACUUAUAAAAACACCUAAAAGUAUACAGUCAUGAACUACUUUUCUCAGUCCCCAUACCAUCACUGCAAAUUGGCCUUUACUUUUUAGAAAUGGUCUGUACCUUAUUAAUGCUAAGGGCCAAGGGCCCACAAGCCUGAUCUUAUAGUGCUUCCCAAUCUCUGGUUUUAAAAGUUGUGGUCAUCGACAGUAAAACAAGCAGCCAACACAAGCAAGAAAGUUUCAAUGACAACUGAGUUUUGCAAGUUGUUAAGUGAAGAUCUACUUUGAAGAGAGGAUAUAUUUUAUGGACAAGCCUUGAAUUGUUUUAUUUAAUGUAGUCCAGAUAUCCAAGUACUUAUCGUAAACGGAAAUAUGAAAAUUAUAGGAAAGAAUUAAGCUAAGCUAACUUCAAACAUACAUACUAACAUUCUAAACAUUCCUUUACAAAGACAAAAGUUAUGCUAAGACCUAAAAUCAAUGCACACAAAAAACUAUGUCUUCAAAAGGAUAAAUGAGAACUGCUUUAAAACAAACUCUAACACAAACUUCAUAGCCAAGUGGGUAAAUUGGGUAGCAUUCUGACGUAACAUGAACAAUGUAAACCACAUGUCACAAGGUUGCAAAAAAGUGCAAUGAAAAAACUAUUGUGAAACUGGGCAAAACUACCAAAGGCUAAAUAUUUAGACAGACAUAAAGAAAGGAACAUAGGCACUUUCAUAACAGUUGGAGUUUAACCAAACUAACUUCAAGAUAAGGUGGGCAAAACGCUCUUAUGAUAAACACACAACUUAUUGUUUUUCCAAGCCAAGACAACUGACAAAAAUGCAGUUCUGGGUGAAAAUUAAAUGAUCAUGUCCCUAAUGGACAAACAAUAACAUCAUUAUGGUGCAGUCUAACAUAAUGUAACAUGAAUCAAACUUGUAGUGAAUCAAUGUCCAGUGAUUUUCUGGAUAACAACUACCGGUAAUUAAAUCGCUGUUUAAUAACCGUACAUUAUGGCGUUAUUAAAGAGUUAAAUACAAAAGUUUUAAUUUUUCACACCAAAAGAUUGUGAGUUCUCAAAUAAUCAAAAGACUCUAUAAUAGUCUUCGGUCAGUGCAUAGAGUGUUUGGAGAUCGGCAAGUAUUACAUAAUUGUAAGGCAUAGCAGCCAUAACACAAAGACAUUUUCUGUAUGAAACUGAUAAUCCUUAAAGGACCUCUUGCUUUAACCUUCCUUGUACUACUUCAUCUAUCUCAAGCUUUUCUCCUCGUAUUACAGGGACCUGUUGCUUAUUCUGACCUUACCACUCGUGAGCGUUUGGACCGUCCAGCAGUGCAAGUCUACCAACGUCAUCCUGGUAACCAAUUGCCUGAGGCUCGUGAGAUUGUUAAGGGAGGAGAAGGUCUGCAGGUGUCUUUGAAUGCCACAGCUCGUAAUGUUGGUCUCUUGAGACUUACCAAAAAGAGAGUUGAUGAUGAUGCAAGGGAUAAACACCGUGCUGCCUUGAUUGAUGCUAGUGUUACCCGUAUGCGUAGACGUUUAGGAAAUCACCGUUGGGUGAUCAAUGGUGUUGGGUGUUAA
Messenger RNA from Pocillopora meandrina, 4294 nucleotides. The record is from the annotation of a GenBank genome assembly. Lineage: Eukaryota; Metazoa; Cnidaria; Anthozoa; Scleractinia; Pocilloporidae.